AUGUUAUUGGAAUGUCUCAUUUUCAGAGUUUUGCCCUGCGAUCAAACAGCCAGUUUCUGACUCCAAAGUCUUGAGUAUAUUUGAAGAUUCUUCUAUCAGUGAUAAGUAAUCGAUAAGUGUGAAUGUAAGUUUCUUGGGUCUGUCAAAUUAGCAAUGUUGUUCAUGUGCUGUGGAUUUAAAACUUCCAAAAUAUUUUUAAAGAUUCAUCUUUGAAUAUUAGAUUUAUGACAUCAGCAAUGAAAUGAGGUUCUGCCACUAGGAAAUUUUGUUUUCGUACCUAAAUUCCAUAACGUUCUCAGGUACUUGUUUUUAAGCAUUUUGAGGUUUUUCCAUGAAAUAGAUUUCUCCUUCUACUUGUUUUCUCGUAGAUAUAAAUUAUGUCUUUGUAGUAUGGUAUAUUUUCCUGUAUGCAAUGAGAAUUUUGAUUGAACAAACAUCCAGAGGGAAUGGCAUACUCAGGAUAAAAUUUGAGGCACUUGUGUAGGGCACUUGAAGUAUAGUAACAGAGCUUCUACCAAAUGAAUGGGCGUUGGCUUCAGUAAUAAUGCUAGAACACUCUCAGAGUUAAAUAGAAGCUCUGCUUAGCAAGUAGGAUGCACAAGAUCUUGGGAGAAGAAUUGAAUAGCUUGACUUUCAGGCUGUAGUGUAUUGAAAGUAAUAAAAAGUCCACAAUUUUGAGUAGUAAGAAAGGAACAUGAAUGCUGAAAUUUUGAUAAAAUCGCCCUUGAAAAGUGAACUUGAUGAUCAACUAUUACUAACUCCAGUCAAACUUGAAAGUAGGGAUCCAGUUGGCUGUCCUGAAAAUGCUAAUGAUCACUCCUCUUCGGAUCCAUUUGUAGAAAUCAAGACUUUGCCAGAGGAGUACUGCAAGUCUGAUGAAGAUGAAAUGAAAUAUACAUGUCAAGUUGAUUCAGCAGAGAGUAAGGAAUAUUCACCAAUUUCCAGAAAACAAGUCAAUAAAGAAGGAUGGGGAGUGAAGCCUAUUAGGUGUGAGGUAUGUGGCAAAUCGUAUUCUCGGGAAAAAUAUCUCAAAAGUCACAUGAAGAAUCACCUUGGAGACAAUCCAUUCAACCGUUGUGAAUGUGGGAAAACAUUUUUUCUUAGAAGUGUUCUUUUGAAGCAUAUGAGGACCCAUACUGGAGAGAGGCCAUUUACUUGUAGUGAGUGUGGAGGGGCAUUUGCUUGUAGAGGUGAUCUUACGCAGCAUAAAAGGAUUCAUACUGGAUUGAAGCCAUUUGUUUGUAGCGAAUGUCCGAAAGCAUUUUCUCAUAAGAGUGAUCUCACAAAGCAUAAGCGGAUUCAUACAGGAGAAAAGCCAUUUACCUGUGAUGAGUGUUUGAAAAGAUUUACUCGUAAAAGUGGGCUCACAAAUCACAUGAGGCUUCAUACUGGAGAGAGACCGUUUACUUGCAGUGAGUGUGGGAAAGCAUUUGGUCUGAAAGCAUGCCUGAAAACUCACAUGAUCACUCACACUGGAGAUUACCCCUUCAGCUGCUGUGAAUGUGGGAAGUCUUUCUUCCAGAAAGGUGACCUCCAAAUUCACAUGAGAACUCACACUGGAGAGAGGCCUUUCAGGUGCACCCAGUGUGAAAAGGCCUUUUAUCAGAAAAAGCACCUUAAUAGUCAUAUGAUCAUUCACAGUGGAGUUAAACCAUUCAGCUGCAGUGUGUGUCAUAGGUCAUUCUCCCAGAAAAUUUUUCUCACGCAUCACAUGCGGACACAUACUGGCGAGAAGCCGUACAUGUGCGAUGUGUGUGGGGUAAAAUUCUCUUUUAAACCUUCUCUUACCGGUCAUUUGAAGUCGCACGGGAGAUAGUCCGUUUAGAUGUGCUAAAUGUGAGAAAGGUUGCUUUCAGAAAAAUUGUGCCAUAGGUAACAUUGGAGAAAAACCAUAUCGGUACACUUAAGGUGGGAAUACCCUCCCUCAGGAGUGUUAUCUGGUAAUUCAUAUGAAAUAUAAAUAUUCUUGCUAAGGAGAAGCCAUAUUGAACAUAGGGAGACAUUUCCAGGAAAACUUUUGGAGAGAAGGAUUUCAACUUCCUUUUCUCUUGUAUACUUUUGUCUCAAAAGUAGUACGUAUAACAAUUCACGCAGAUUAAAAGAGAUUCAUAUGUGGCAACAUAUAUGAGACUUAGAAGCAACUGAGAAAAGUACUAUUUAAUAGAGUAAUACAAAUUGAAGCUAAUAGUAGAAGCAUUCUCUAAAAUAGUUGGUCAGAAAAUAAGUUAUAAAUGCAUUAGGGUGUUAAUUAGGCAUAUUCACCAAGCUUAAAUGAAACUCUAAUAAAUCAAGCUUUUUACACAUGUAACUUACCAAGUAAUUACCUGUAGCUGAAAGCUCACUACUGCGGCAGUCAAAUCUUACAAAUUUCGUGAUGGAGCCACCAUCAUUAGUGUAGGUGUUAGGACCCGCCCACUUUCAGGACCGAUAGGUACAAAAGUGCAGAAAGAACCAAUUCGUUUUCUGCCCGCUUCUGACUAACAUCGUUGGUUUUGGUGGUCAAUUUUUCGUCAUCGUUGGUCUUAUUGGUGACGUACUUGCAUAUUUUGUGAUUUGUUAUUAGCUAUCAUCAUUAUGUCAAAUUCUAGCUCCUCGAGCAUUAGGUAUUGCUCUCAAGGAUGUAGAAUUAGAUUAAUGAAAUUGUCUUGUGAUUCGCAUACUAAGUGUAGCAAAUGUAGGGGCCAGAUUUUUUCAAAGGACCUAUCGUGUCCAGAGUGUACAGAUUGGGAUGAAACUAAAUGGAAAACCUUAAAUUCUCAUUUAGAUAAGUUAGCAAGGGAAAGGAAAAGGAAGGUGGCUCUUAGAGCCGAAAGUAAGGCUAUCUUAGAGAGUUCUCCUUCAUUAGGAGAGGAAUUUCCUUCUCCUGCUCAACUUCCUGCAGCAUCCCCGAUAAUUAGCCCUCCUACUCCUUUACCAGUGUAUCCUUCUCCAGGCUCCUGUGUUUCCAAACCCGACACCAUUCCAGCCACGAUAGUAGGUUUGAGAAAAAAUUUGAUUUUCUUGCUAAGGCUAUAGUAGAUCUUGGCUCGUCUUUCAGGUCUUUUGUGGAGAGAGAGCCUCUCAAAAGUGCGGUUAUUAGUGAUAGUGUUGUGUUAUCUGAGGAGGUGAGCUGUUUGGCCCACUGGUUCUCCUAGAUGAAGGUCACUGUCAUGCUCCCCCGCACCGGGAAGAAGACAUACUGGGAGUCCAAGGGAGGCUGGAGGGGUUUGCCCCUGACAGUUGCCUCCUCCGUCGCACCUGUUGGAAGUUCACAGGGAGCGACAGAAAUCUGAGUAAUUCUCUUCUUGGAGAAUUACUCAGAUUUCUUCUCUCCAGGGAAGACAGUGGCUCUGGCCUCCACUUUUCACUUGAGGAAAGCACCAGUAGAAGAACUUCCUCAGAUGGUUUUGUCCUCCGCUUCUAAGAUAGCGUUACAAGAGGUGGAAGAUUGGUUGGCUAUUAAGAGGGAUCUUGGCAAGGCUACGUUCACGUUUCCUCCGUCGAAGCUCAUUAAGAAACGCUACGGGUAUUAUGUAACAGGUGAGACUCCUUCCCUUGGAGUAUCUGCUUCCUCCCAGGGAGAUUUCUCAGCCUUAGUAGACUCGGCCAGACGUUCGGCGUUCAGAGCGGCCAAAGUAUUUUUCACUUCACCAGAGAUAGAACAUCUCGUGAAGAACAUUUUCAAGAUUUUGGAGGUGUUUAGUUUCUUAGACUGGACGGUGGGCGCUUUGGCAAUGAAGAUAGAAAGCUGUUCUUCGUUGCAAGAAGACCUGUCAGCCGAUUGGUUGGGCCUUCUGAAAAAGAGGGAGCUUUGUUGCUCUUUUACCUCUAAGGGAGUUAUGUCCACGCAGAAGUCUGCACAGUUAUUCUCUCCUUUGGACAAAAUGUAUCUUUUUCUGUAGUCAACGGUAAAAGACAUUCUGAUGGAUCUUCAGACUUAGUCCACAACAAAUUUGUUGACUCAGUCAGCAAAGAAACAGAGGGAGCCAGUUUCCUCGGCUUACAAGUCAGUCUCUCUUCUUCAGCCUCGCCCCUUUCGUGGAGGUAGAUCCAGUCAUUGAUCUAGGCUUAGAUCAAACUGUGGCCAGGCUACAGAUUAGUUAGGAAGACCAAUAUUAAAACUUCCAACAAGCAAUGAGUGGUGCAUCUCCCGUGUUCCCUUAGGAGCAAGGAUCCGUUAUUUCAGGAGGGAAUGGCGCAACAGAGGUGCGAAUCCUUGGGUGGUUUAGGUGUUAAGGGAAGGCUAUUUCAUUCCUCUCCUACAAAAGCUGCAGUUAUCCAGUUUUCCGAUAAUGUUAACAGCAUACUUGGCAGGAUCUGAGAGGUGUUUAGCCCUCUCUCAAAAGGUUCAGUUUCUUAUGCACAAAAGAGCAGUAGAAUUAGCAGUAGAUCACAGCUCAGAGGGUUUCUACAACCGACUUUUUGUUGUCCCCAAAUCAUCAGGGGGCUGGAGGCCUGUCCUAGACAGCAGCACUCUGAAUCAAUAUAUUGUAAAAAAGUUUCGAAUGGAGACAAAUGUUUCUAUCCCAGCUUCUUUUCAUCCAGAGGAUUGGAUGGUGACUCUGGAUGUUUAAAAUGCAUACUUCCAUAUCCCCAUACACCCAGAAUCAAAGAAACUUCUCUGCUUUGUGUUCGAAGACAAGGUAUAUCAAUUCAGAGCCCUAUGUUUCGAUCUGACGACUGCUCCCCAAGUUUUCACAAGGGUCUUGACCCCUCUAGCGAAGUGGCUACAUUUGAUGGGGAUAAACACCUCUUUUUACCUAGACAACUGGCUCCUACACUCUCCCUCAAAGGAACAGUGUACGGGGGACUUGAAGAAACUUUUUGCUUUGACUCGGGACUGGGAAUACAGUGGAACCUUUACAUACGAAAGUCCCUACGUAUGAAAAAUCCAGGUUACGAAAGCAGAGACAAAGAUUUUUUUGCUUCUGUGUAUGAAAAUAAUUCAGUUUGCGAAAGGUAAAGUCCGAGAUUUGCCUGAGCCGCCGAGAUCAAUUUUAAAACUCACGCGCUGCCAACGCAGUAGACUCGCCACUAUCCUCCCACUCCCAUUGGUUCCUGAUGGUAGUCACCGCCGUAAGAUCCUGCUCUCCUAUUGGUCAGCAUCUGUCCCAUCAUGCCUCUAUGUAAAGGCGUUCCUUGACCAUUUUUUGUGGCAGCGUUAUCGUAAACACCUGGAAUUCGUUCGUUCACAUAUAUUUUGUUUGUUAACGUAAAUUCGUGUUAGUGAUUUCGCUUUUGUUGUGCUGUAAGUUACUUUAUCGUGUUGUGUGUGAAAGAAGAUUAUGCUUUCUACGGAGAUGAAGAUGAAUAUAAUCAAGAAGUGUUAAUGUUUUCUGCCAUUUGUUAAUGUGUUUCGUAAAGUUUAGUGGUAAUGUUUUCUGCCAUUUUUUAAUGUGUUUUGUAAAGUUAAGUGUUCAUGUUUUCUGCCAUUUGUCCUCCUCUGUUACCACUUUUGGACAUUGCCUCACUCAAAAGGUAAGGUUCCACAUUUUACUACAUAUGUACGUACAGUAUUUCUUGUACCCUGUACACACAGUUAGGUUAGGUAUUGAAUGGUCCAAAUUGUUGUAUUUCAUUGUUUAUUGGUCAAUUUAGCUUUAUUAUAAAUUUUACUGUGGUGUUUUUGUAGGGCUUGGAACGAAUUAGGCAAUUGACAUGUACGUAAAACGUAGUUCUAGAUACGAAAAAAUCAGGUUAUGAAGGCCGCUUCAGAAUGGAUUAAUUUUGUAUCCUGAGGCACUACUGUACUAAUAAAUGCCCAAAAAUCCCAGAUGGUUCCUUCUCAGAGAAUUCAAUAUUUGGGCAUGAUUCUGGACUCUUGGACUUUUUGUGCUUUUCUAUCGCUGAAAAGAGUAGAAUCUUGCCUAAACACGGUACAAGAAUUCAUGAGUCGGAGGUACUGCUCAGCCCUUCAGUGGAUGAGCCUUCUAGAAACUUUCGUCGAUGGAACCGUUUGUCAAAUUGGGCAGGCUACACAUGCGCCUUCUGCAAUUUUAUUUGAAGUUUCUCUGGUCCAGAAAGACGCAGGAAAACUCGUUCAUUUUCCCGAUCUCCAAGGAGAUAAAGUUGGAUCUCCGAUGGUGGUUGUCCAAGGACAGGUUGCUAGAAGGAAAGUCGCUCCGACCGAAGAACCCAGACCUGAAAUUGUUGUACUCCGACGCAUCAGACCUAGGAUGGGGAGCCAUCCUGGAGUCGCAAGAGACAUUGGGUAUCUGGUCGGUGGAACAAUGAACCCUACACAUCAACGUGAAGGGACUGUUGUCUUCCUCGGUCUGCAACACUUUGCUCGACAGGUUUCGGGAAAGAUAGUAGCGGUAUUUGUGGACAACAUGACAGCACUGUUGUACAUCUGCAAACAAGGAGGCACGCUCUCUUUCUCUCUUUAUCAGACAGCGAAAGAACUCCUGAUGUGGGCGGAACAGUGAAGAGUAACGAUUCUUACUUGCUUUGUUCAAGGCAGAAUGAACGUUAUGGCAGACGAACUAAGCAGACGGAACCAAGUGCUCUCAGCAGUAUGGACACUAGAGCUCCAGUUGUGCAAAGAUUUGUGGAGCCUUUGGGGACAACCUACUAUAGGUCUCUUUGUGACAGCAAAGAAUCAUUGUCUGCUAAUUUUCUGUCCGCCAGUGCCGGAGCCCCGUGUGUGGGCGACAGACGCCAUGCUGCAAGAUUGGACGGGGUUGGACCUAUACGCGUUCCCACCGUUCGCAAUGAUUCGAGAGGUGAUUAACAAGUUUACGAGUCAUCAAAAUGUCUCCAUGACUCUCGUAGCUCCAUUCUGGCUGAGGAAGGAGUAGUAUCUAGACCUCCUUCAUCUAAUUAUAGACUUUCCAAGACUUCUCCCUCAGAAGAAGUCACUACUUAAACAGCCUCACUUGUACAGGUUCCAUCAGGGAUUGUUCACGCUGUCUCUGACAGGAUUUUGACUGUCAAGUGACUGGUUAGAGCAAAAGGCUUUUCAAGACAAGCUGCAGAAGCCAUUGCUAGAUAUCGCAGAUCUUCUACUUCCAAGCUCUACUAGUCGAAGUGGCCAGUUUUUAGAAACUGGUGUAGAAGACAACGUCUCUUCUUCUCAAACCACUAUCGCACAGAUAGCAGAUUUUCUUUUAUUCUUGAGGUCAUCUAGGAAGUUAGCAUCCAGUACUAUUAAAGGGUACAGAGCUAUGCUAAACUCUGUGUUCAAACAUAGAGGCAUAGAUGAGUGACACAACAAUGACAUUAGCGAUCAUAUUAGAUCCAUGGACACUUCCAAGACAGUUAAGUCGGGAGCAAUUUCUUGGAAUUUGGUGGUAGUUCUAAAGUGGCUGUUGGGGGACUCUUUUGAACCCCUCUGCUCGGUGUGUCUAAGGAACCUCACAAAAAAGACCCUUUUUCUGACAGCUCUGGUGACAGCCAGAAGGGUCAGCGAAUUACAAGCUAUAGACAAGAGAGUUUAAGGCGACGCAGUCUGCUCUCUAUCCUUGGGUUUUCUGGCAAAGAACGAGGAUGUGAACAAACUUUGGCCACGUUCUUUUAAGAUUAAGAAUCUUAUGGAUAUCAUAGGACCAAAGGAAGAGGAGUGUCUUCUUUGUCUAGUAAGAGCAUUACACUAUUAUUUGAAUAGAACAGACAAGAUUAGAGGACCUGCAAGUAAUCUAUGGUGUUCGGUAAAGUCUCCGUCUCGCCUGAUGUCUAAGAACGCCAUUUCCUUUUUCCUAAGGAACUUGAUAAUGGAGGCGCACACUCAAAUCCAGGAAGAAGUGUUACCCUCCAUUAAAGCUAAGACUCAUGAAGUAAGAGCUGUGGCGACGUCUCUAGCUUUUAGGCAUAAUAUGUCCUUAGAAGCCAUCAUGAACUCUACGUUUUGAAAAUGUAGGUAAGUUUUUUCUAUGCAUUAUCUGAAAGACAUAGAAACGGUGUAAUGAGAAUUGCUCCACGUUGGGUCCGUUGUCGGUGGCUGGCAUGGUGUUGGGGGAGGAAGCCUAAGGAGCUAGCGGUUCCUUGAUUAUCCUCUGUUGUCUUGAUUAUUGGUGUUGAGUUUUGGGAAGCUUGGGGGGGUACUUGUUUCCCGGAGUACUUGCCAGUCUUAUGGUAGGGUAUCACUGGUUGUUUUUUAUGGUGUAGGUGUUUGUUGUGUUUUUUUCUGGUCUAAAUCCAGGGCAAGGGUAUCAAUAAAUAACUUCCUCCAGUCAUCGGUGAAACUCCAUGACUGAGAAGUUAUUUCCCACCAAAGUAGGGGCGAUUAUUGGCCAAACUGACACGCCUCCUACAGGUCAAGAGAGUGACGACCAGAGGCAGUAUUCAUCUGCAACAAUCUCUUACCAGGUUAGGUACAAUAAGUAUUUGAUAAAUACUUGCAGUAUUUCUAUAUUGAGUCAUUAAUAUACAUAUAAUGUCUUCGAUGUAGAGCAUGUCCAUGAUUCCCACCACCAUAAGAGUGGAAUCAGCCACAGGUAAUUACUUGGUAAUUUACAUGUGUAAAAAUGACAUUUUUUUAAUAAAAUUUGAUUUUACACAUACUAACCAAGUCAUUACCUGAUUAAAGCCCUACCCUCCAUCCCUAAGAUGGACAUGGCAGACCAAACGAAUUGGUUCUCUCUGCACUUUUGUACCUAUCGGUCCCGAAAGUGGGCGGGUCCUAACACCUACACUAGCGAUGGUGGGUCCAUCACGAAAUUUGUAAGAUUUGACUGCCUUGGUAGU
Messenger RNA from Macrobrachium nipponense, 8664 nucleotides. Its product is annotated as gastrula zinc finger protein XlCGF8.2DB-like. The record is from RefSeq and is a predicted model, not a curated record. The transcript has a single exon. Bases 695 to 1816 code for a protein of 373 amino acids. NCBI's taxonomy places the organism in Eukaryota, Metazoa, Arthropoda, Malacostraca, Decapoda, Palaemonidae.